GAUAGGCCUACUUUAUACCAUCCUAGCACACAAUUUUGCCGCUGCGCUCGGGCUGGCAAAUAUCAUGACCGAACUUGGUCCUCGGCUCUCUCCAGGUGCACGAAUCAUUCUCCAGAAUAGUCCAGACUUUGCAAAUGCCACCAGGCGAUGGUCUCCUUUUGCUGAGCCUCGUUUCACCGUUGUUGUCGACGUUGCUGUGGAGCAGGACGUUGCGGAAACAGUUGAAUACGCCAAUGAAGUGGAAGUUCCCUUUCUAGCUGUGUCUGGCGCUCACGGCACAGUUACCAGUUUGGCAAAGUUCCAUUAUGGUAUCGAAAUAUGGCUGCAUAGACUUAACUGGACUACCAUUUCGGAAGACGGUGAUACGGCUACCUUUGGUGGCGGGAUCCUCGGCGGCCACCUCGUUGAUGCGUUGUGGAGAAGCAAGAAAUAUACCGCGACUGGUGUGUGUGAAUGUAUCGGUUACCUUGGCCCGCUCCUUGGCGGAGGUCACGGUGUGUUGCAGGGAAAGUACGGCCUUGCCUCUGACCAAAUCGUUUCACUACGCUUGGUUACUGCGGACGGACAGCUUCUCGAUGUUUCAGAGUCUGAGCCAGAUCCUGAACUGUUUUGGGCCUUGCAGGGCGCCGGUCAUAAUUUCGGGAUUGUCACUUCGGUCACUGCAAAGAUCUACGAUGUUCCAGAUCAGGGUCUUUGGGCUCGUGAGGCAUACUUCUAUGGUCGUAAUAGCAUCGAGAAUGCAUUUGAGACAUGGAACCAGAUCCUUCCGCGCCAACCUCCUACUGUGACCAUUCUCAGCGUUCUUGAACGAAACAUUAGCAUGAUUCCUACAGAUCCAGUUCUUCAAAUCUCUGUCUUACAAGAGAAUGUCUCUCGUGUCGACCCUGCUUAUACCGAAGCCUUCCGUGCUCUGAAUCCCAUUGCUAUCAUAUCCCAAGUCGGAACCUACCGCGAUAUACCAGGAUGGGAACUUAUGGCUUUCAACUCUAUCCAGUGCGCUGCAAGAAACGUUUCUGCGCCUCAUUUCCCAGUCGGGCUCCUGAGAUGGAAUACUACGGCGCUGCGCAAGGUAUACGAGGCUUUCUCAGCGGUGACUGCGGAAAAUUCGCCGUUCAAUGCUUCUGAAGUAAUUUUCGAGGCAUAUCCAGUACAGGCCAAGAUGGCCGUCCCAGAAGAAUCUACAGCCUAUCCUUUCAGGGAAGACAUUUUGUACGCAUAUCCAAUAAUUAGGUACAAUGCAAACGCGAGCCUGGACCAUACCGCCAUCGAGGUCGGUGAUGCACUUCGGCGAAUUCUCUUGGAAGGCAGCGGCCGGGAAGAACUCCACGCGUACGUCAACUUUGCUGCUGGUGAUGAGGCACCCGAGCAGAUCUAUGGCUACGAGGAAUGGCGGUUAGAUAAGUUGAAGGAGCUGAAGAAGAAGUAUGAUCCUGAACGGCGGUUCAGCUACUUUGCGCCCAUUCCUAUCUAGGUGUUCUUACGAGCGGCUGUCUUCUGUUUGACGACCUAACGUGGACCCCUAUGUUGGGUAUUAUUAUGACUAGAUAUCAAUACUGUAUUCAUAGUCUACCUAGGGUUAAGUAUUGAUGGGGGAAAAAAGGGUUUUCAUGAUGGAUAUGCUCUCGUACGCAGGCGACUGGCCGUUAAGGUGAUUCAGAGUCUGGCCGUAGCUGAAUCCAAGCUUGACAUUGACCAAAUCGUCUUGACGAGUGGCUGGUGUUUGUGGCACAGGAACCCGCAAGGGAGAGCGGGAGGAUAUAUUAUCGACCCACCGGCCUCUUUGUUGUCGUAGUGGCAUCGUCGCACAGCAUUUUGAGGUUAAUUUGACCCUAGCAAGGAGGGAAGACCUGGGCUGGUCUCUGCAC
Molecule: messenger RNA, 1865 nt
Organism: Aspergillus aculeatus ATCC 16872
Lineage: Eukaryota; Fungi; Ascomycota; Eurotiomycetes; Eurotiales; Aspergillaceae
Product: FAD-binding oxidoreductase
Exons: 4
Coding region: 65-1471 (468 amino acids)
Molecular function (GO): FAD binding; oxidoreductase activity
Source: RefSeq, a predicted model, not a curated record